Messenger RNA from Solanum dulcamara, 1009 nucleotides. RefSeq names its product cysteine-rich repeat secretory protein 38-like. NCBI's taxonomy places the organism in Eukaryota, Viridiplantae, Streptophyta, Magnoliopsida, Solanales, Solanaceae. The coding region runs from base 31 to 753 and encodes 240 amino acids. The record is from RefSeq and is a predicted model, not a curated record. The transcript has a single exon.
UACCAUCUCAUUUUUUUCUCCAUCAAAAAUAUGGCUUCCUCAAAAUUAAUCUCUUGUCUAUUUUUUCUUUCAUCCAUUGCAACAGUAAUUUCCACAGAUCCACUAUUCCAUUUUUGCUCAAAAUCUGAUAAUUUCACAGCUAAUAGUUACUAUGCACAAAAUUUGAAAAAUCUCUUAGGUGAUCUCUACUUGAAAACUCCUCCAACAGGAUUUUCAACUAGCUCAAUUGGUCAAAAUCCUGAUCAAACAAAUGGACUUUCUCUAUGUCGUGGCGAUGUUUCAAGCAAUAAUUGCAAAUCUUGUGUAUUAGAUGCUAGUGAAGAACUUGGAAAACGUUGUCCUUACGAUAAAGAAGCCAUAAUAUGGUACGAUAAUUGUCUCUUGAAAUAUUCCAACAGAGAUUUUCUAGGAAUAAUCGAUAAUACGUACAAGUUUUACAUGUGGAACAUUCGCGUUGUGAGCAAGCCUGAAUAUUUCAAUGCAAAGACUAAGGAGUUGUUGGGAAGUUUGGCUGAAAAUGCUUAUAAAAAGAAGAACUUGUAUGCAAUUGGAGAAAUGGAUAUUGAAGAAAAUAAGAAAUUGUAUGGAUUGGUUCAAUGUACAAGAGAUCUUUCUAAUGAGGAUUGUAAAAAAUGUCUUGAGGGUAUUAUUACUGAACUUCCAAGUUGUUGUGAUGGGAAAGAAGGUGGAAGAGUUGUUGGUGGGAGUUGCAACUUUAGAUAUGAAAUAUACCCUUUUAUUAAUACUCCUUAAAACUUAGAAAAAAUAUAUAUAAUACUAUAUUGCUAAUGCUCAAAAGAUGAUAUAAUAUGGUAUGGCUUCAAUCAAAAAAAUAGAUUGAUGUAAUUUUGUUGAAUAUGUUUAAGAAAUGGUGGAUGUCAUUUUCCAAGUGGUCCCACUUUUAAGUGGGCAACUUUUCCUUCCAUUUGGUAUUUGAUCUUCAUCUUAUGCCUAUAUAUAGGCAAGGGUACACGAACAGAUAUAAGAAAAAAUAUAUUCUCCGGUUUCU